Messenger RNA from Cladocopium goreaui, 819 nucleotides. NCBI's taxonomy places the organism in Eukaryota, Dinophyceae, Suessiales, Symbiodiniaceae. The record is from the annotation of a GenBank genome assembly.
AUGGAGAUUUCAGUCACGCAGAUGCUUUGGCGCUGGGCAUCUGGUGAGCCAAGUAAGGGCUUUUUGCGGCUCCACGUGCACUGCGACAGCACCCGACCGGGCGAAGACCUUGGUCAGGAUCCUGUGACGGGGGAGACCUACUGGCCGGUUUGGAAACUCGCCGAACCCCUGGAAGUCUCUGUGGGUCAAGAGUCGCUUGGUUCAGAAACGCUGCACUACAAAUAUCUGCUGAUCCGCGGCACCCGACGAGACAAGUUCAAGUGGGAAGCCGAUGGCCUCGGAAAUCAUCGCCGCUUGCGCAUCACCGAGGAGAUGCUUCGCUGCGGCUCCUGGGACGAUGGCCUGUUUGGCGACCUCCCAGGGGGCAAGCCCUGCCCCCCACGGCAGAAGAAGCGCGAGGAGCGCGAGGAGCGCGAGGCCAAGCCGGAGAGAGACGAGGAAGAGAUCUGCGAAGCCUGUGAAGUGCCCAAGGCACUGAGCCUUCCAAAGCAUGAAAGGAUCCGGCAGGUGGGUAAAGGUGCCUCUGCAGGUACCGAAACCUUUGCUGUGCCAUUGGUGGCGCACUACUUCCAGGCGCUGUGCCGGAAAAACAAAGAGCUGAUUGACCGCUACGCAUUGAACCGUUUUGCAACAGCUGGUGUAUCAGCAAACCCAACAUUUUUGUGUGCUGCCAGUGUCUCAGCGACACUGGUAGCGGAGCUACCUGCGAGAAGCCUUUGGGCUGGAGCAGUACGCUCUGGGAACCUUUGGUGUGCCCUCAGUGCGCGAGCCCUGCAGAUUGCUGAGAUUUUUGAUCUUGCUGCUGCAAUCACUGCUUGA